AUGGACUGUCUUGGGGUUUCGUCCCUCCAGAACCUACAGGCUCUGUCUGAUUUAUUAUCCACUCAGGAGGAGGAGGACGAUGAGGAUCCAGGCUGCAAAAACAUGGCUCCAUGUACACGGCUAAACCCUGGACAUAUUGGCCCACAGCCAAAAAAAGACAAAGAAGUGUCAAAUGCAAAUGUGACCAAAACCAAGGAUAUCUGGAGUGAGGAGGAAGUAGCUGAAGGUUCCCACUUAGACGACCACACUGAUCCACGGCCACAGCCUGAGUAUGACAUCAUCCUGAAGCAGAGUGUGGGGACUGAAGACAUCUACUUGGGCCUGAGCAGAAAGGACCCCUCCUCCAUGUGCUGUGAAGCCAUGCUGGUUAAAAUCCGACUUCCAGACACCAAAGCAACAGAUGUAGUCCUGGAUGUGAAAGAAAAGUUCCUUGAUCUACGGACGCCCAAAUAUAAACUGGGUCUUCAUCUCCCACAUCCCGUCCACAGCCAGGAAGGAAAAGCCCAGUUCUUUAGUGACAGGGAUGAACUGGAAGUGACUUUACUGAUGAACCGGCCCAUGGACUCUAUCAACAUGCAAUAAGAAAGACAGACUGGUGUUCAGCAGACAGGAGAAUAGACAUGAGCAUUUACUCUGGAGAUUCACACACUGCCUUAUAACAAAUAUCUGUACUUCCU
Molecule: messenger RNA, 677 nt
Organism: Sphaeramia orbicularis (orbiculate cardinalfish)
Lineage: Eukaryota; Metazoa; Chordata; Actinopteri; Kurtiformes; Apogonidae
Gene: dnaaf6
Product: dynein axonemal assembly factor 6
Exons: 6
Coding region: 1-582 (193 amino acids)
Biological process (GO): axonemal dynein complex assembly; flagellated sperm motility
Cellular component (GO): cytoplasm
Molecular function (GO): protein-folding chaperone binding; dynein intermediate chain binding
Source: RefSeq, a predicted model, not a curated record